Molecule: messenger RNA, 708 nt
Organism: Miscanthus lutarioriparius
Lineage: Eukaryota; Viridiplantae; Streptophyta; Magnoliopsida; Poales; Poaceae
Source: the annotation of a GenBank genome assembly
AUGAUUUGCGCCAAGAUCUCGCUGGUCGAUUCCACGUUGCGGUAUUACUGUGACUACUGCGACACCUACCUGACCCAUGACUCGCCAUCUGUCCGGAAGCAGCACAAUGCUGGAUACAAACACAAGGCGAAUGUUCGAACCUACUAUCAGCAAUUUGAGGAGCAGCAAACUCAAAGUUUAAUUGAUCAAAGAAUCAAGGAGCAUCUUGGACAAGCUGCAGCUUUCCAGGCAGGUGCCCCUUUCAACCAACAUAUGCUCGCAUUCCCAGGAGCUGUGGCACGCCCUCGUCUUCCAAUUCUGCCAACCCCUGGCAUGCCUCAUGGAUUCCCUCAAGCACCUGGCACCCCAUUGAUGCCAGGAGUUAAACCCCCGAUUUUACCAGCUCCAGGUAUUCCAGGUUAUCCUGGUGCUCCACCAACCAUGCCGCAACCAGGCGCCCCACCUGGCUCCAUGCCACAACCAGGUGCCCCACCUGGCUCCAUGCCACAACCGGGCGCUCCACCUGGUUUUAUGCCGAUGCAGAUGGCCCCACUCCCGAGGCCUCCACCGCUACCGCCUCCAACAUCUGGAGUCCCAGGUGCCCCCAUUCCUAACAGUGCAGCACCUCCAGCCAUUUACCCAGCGAAUCCAACAGCACCUGCAGGUCCAACUUCUGGUGCUCCUCCAGCUCCACCAACUGCCCAACAGCCCACGUUCUCCUAUGCGUAG